This is a messenger RNA of Betta splendens (Siamese fighting fish), 4044 nucleotides long. Its product is annotated as hyaluronan and proteoglycan link protein 1-like. Lineage: Eukaryota; Metazoa; Chordata; Actinopteri; Anabantiformes; Osphronemidae. The coding region runs from base 489 to 1550 and encodes 353 amino acids. The transcript has 6 exons. The record is from RefSeq and is a predicted model, not a curated record. Gene Ontology annotation, biological process: cell adhesion. Gene Ontology annotation, molecular function: hyaluronic acid binding.
CACACUCUGCAGAUGCACCUCGGGUUCUCUGCGUUCCCACUGCAGCGAUGUGCGGCAAGCAGCCAGAGCCGGUGACACGAGCGGGAGCUUUUUAUCCGUGAAGGACCAGCUGAGACUCCACCUGAGGACCUCACCGGAUUUCCCCGCACUUCCCCUGCGCGCGUCUUUAAAGUGGGCAGAGCAAAGAGAAAAGAAAGCCCACCCCUGGUGUCCACAAAUACAGACGCGCGCACGAGAGCGCCGGUUCGCCGCUUUGUGCCGCACUUUGCUUUGAGAGGAGCCGCUGGGUGGACGCAACUGAGGGGAAACAACUGCGCACCGCUCCUUCCGGUGCCCUGCGUGCGUAAACGCUUUGCGCUUCGGUCCGCAUCUCGACUGCGGGAGAGGUUUACGCCGCACGCACAGCGCAGCGAGCAAAGAUCCGCUUUAAUCCUCUCCAAAGACAACAACAUCUGCACAGUGAUCAGACCCCAGUUUAGCCGGAGAAGAUGAUUCCCAUGCUGAUCUGUGCUUUGGUCUCACUGAGCGCAGCGAGUACGGAUUUAGACCAGCUGUACCCUGAGCUGGAGCACUCCAGGACCAUCUACGUGACAGAAAACAGCCCUCAACUCUCAGUGGUGGCGGAACAAUCAAAAGUGGUGUCGAGACGAGGAGGAAACGCCACUUUGCCUUGUAAGAUCCAACGGGACCAAACCCUCGCGCCCAGUCGCAAAACGAGGAUCAAAUGGACCAAGCUGACGUCAGACUACCUGAAAGAGGUGGACGUUUUUGUGGCCAUGGACUACCACAAAAGGAGCUACGGCAGUUUUCAUGGACGUGUCCACCUACAGGGCUCCUCCCCCACAGAUGCGUCUCUGGUUAUCACAGAACUCACCCUGGAGGAUUACGGCAAAUAUAAAUGCGAAGUAAUCGACGGCCUGGAAGACGGAACGGUGGUGGUGUCGCUCGACCUUGAAGGCAUCGUCUUCCCCUACUUCCCUCGCCUGGGACGCUACAACCUCAACUUCUACGACGCCGAGCGGGCGUGCGGCGAACAGGACGCCGUCGUGGCGUCCUUCGAGCAGCUGUACGACGCGUGGCGAGGGGGGAUGGACUGGUGCAACGCCGGCUGGCUGAGCGACGGGUCGGUCCAGUAUCCCAUCACCACCCCCAGGGAGCCCUGCGGAGGCAAGAACACGGUGCCGGGCGUUCGCAACUACGGCCUGAGAGACAAGGACAAGAACCACUACGAUGUGUUUUGCUUCACCUCCUACUACAAAGGUCGCUUCUACUACCUGAUCCACCCCUCUAAGUUGACCUACGAUGAGGGGGUCAAGGCCUGUCAGAAGGACGGCGCUCAGAUCGCCAAGGUCGGCCAGAUGUACGCGGCCUGGAAGCUGCUGGGCUACGACCGCUGCGACGCCGGCUGGUUGGCGGACGGCAGCGUGCGCUACCCCAUCUCCAACCCCCGCCGGCGCUGCAGCCCCACGGAGGCCGCCGUGCGGUUCCACGGCUUCCCCGACAAGAAGCACAAGCUGUACGGCGUCUACUGCUUCAAGGGCCACAACUGAGCUCCAGACACACGCAGUCACAGCAACACACGCAUCAGGAUGUAGACAGGUAGUAUGAGAACACAGCCCUCACUCUAAUCAGAAGCAUCAACACUAGACGCCCACACUACAGCCCCUGGGAGCCACGAGUACCAGCCACAACGCCAUUAGAUCACACUCGCACGUGUCCCUGAACACACCGCCAUCAACAAACCUGUUUAAACUGUGACUUAUUGUCAUGUGCUUUUAAACCCAGGACCUGAUUCACUAACAAGGACAGUCUAUACAUAUUUAAGAUUCAUAAUAUUUAAUCAAUGCCUUCGAGAGGUUUGGCUUGAAGUCGGGGGUCGGGGCGUCACAGCUACACGCGUACCGUCAUUCACGAAUGGAAGCAAGGAGCAACAAGUUUGAACCGAGGACGUUAAAACAGCCAAGCGUCUCGCAGUCGGACCGAGACUUUGGGCACUUAAAGACAAAGCGUAGCACGACGGAAGCGACCCGUUGCUGUCCAUUCUCCACAAGGUGCUACGACUGGUACUUUGCGCUUCAUCCUACCGCCCAGUAUUUUGUGUUUUUCUCUGAAUGCGUUGGACCAAACAUCGGUGUCAUCACUACAACCAGAGACAUCAUCCAACAGCUCGCGUUGUUUAUGUUUUAUAACUAUGUAGUGAUUAUCUAGAUAUGUAUUUCUGUUAUUGGCCAAUUGAUUUUUUUAUAUACUGUAGGAAUAUUUACAUUAUUAUAUUUGUCUGUUUUGGUCAAACUAGGCCGAGUCUCUGGUUUACAGAAAACGACGACAGCAGAAAACAUGCAAAACCCCACAGAACUAGAAAGACUAGAACAGACACUCGAAGGUGGUUUUUUUUUGCACUGGACAUAAAGAAGAUGCCAAGAGGAGAUGGCUGAUUGCUGUGUGCAAAGAAAAAAGAUGCCUGGCUCAAAUAAACACAGUGGUUGUUCUGCAUGACUCUGCUCCACCUCCGCACAGCAGCUCUCAGCUCUCGUCUGUCCAGCUCCUCAGUAAAUGUUGGUUGUCCUACAAAUAUCGUGACAGCGGCUGAGCUGCGUCUUCAGAUGGUCUGCACCUAUACAGCCCAUUUAAACACAGGAUCCAAAGCGCUUUACGCUAGUUUCUCACCAGCAGCUGCCGUGCACCGGGACUAGCUCGUAACACCGGGACCAACCCGGGGUUUAGUGUCCUGCCCAAGGACACGUCGGCAUAUUGACCAUGGUGAGGGCUCGAACCGCCAACCUUGCGAUUCCAGCCCUACCAACGCUAUAGCCGCCCCAUGAGGUCGUUUUUGUGAUUUGUGAGCCUGAAAUGAGAAAGUAUUCACCUCAAACCAAAAUGGCGUCCCAGACAUAACUAAGCGAUGUGGGUUGCACGGCCUCAAAGCGUCCUCCUCAGGAUGCUCCAGCCUGUUUUAGCAUCACUAUACCUUUCUUGUUAAAGCAUCUUUGGUUUAUUACAUGGCUAAAAUUGGGACAAAAGUUUAUUAAUCAUUAAAAAACAGGCACUCUGCUUUGGAUCAUUCCAGGCACACAGGAGGAAAUGAGGACUUGUGAAUUAUUAGCUCUGAAGACGCAGCCCAGGUUAAAAAGCAUGUGCUCGCACCAGGGUACGAGGAGCUGAGGUCAGACGGACGAAGCCAAGGUUUCCUGGCGUCGACCGGCUCCCUCUGAUGCUGUCUCAGCGUCAAAGCGCCCAAUCGGGCCGCUGAGCUCACCGGUCCGAAACAGCAGGCCUGCAGCCGAUCCCCGCCAGCCUGCUGAAUGGGACAGAAACACAAUACGCUCAAUAUCUCGUGCACAGCGGCGCUCAGGGCCUCGUCCAUGUAAGGCUGCCGGAGAAAACGCUGCCCAUUGAUCAAGCAUAAGCUCAUGGAGGUCCCAGCUGGCACGUGGUCGCUGGGGCCUGGUGCAGGGCUUCGCUUUACUUGGCUCAACCUUUUGACAAGCUGCACUUAUCCAGGACUUCCUGAAAGAUAAAGCUAGUUUCACAAAACCACAGCAUCGAAGAAGUCAUAUAAAUAAAGAGUUGAAGCAGCUUUGAUCCUUUCAGCUUGUGUCACUUUCAGUCACGGUUCGCUUGAAAUAUUCAGUCACUGUUUGAGGGUUUGCAACAUCUUUACUGUGUAAAGUACAGUAAAUUCUGCUAAAAAAAAAACAUAGUGAAAUCGUUAUGAACCUUUCUGUUGUUAAUAAGCUACAACUAAGCAUAGAGACCAGUGAACUAGCUUUCUAAAACCUGUCGACCUGCACCUGCAACUCAACAGUUUUGUAUGAUUUAAACCGUUAUUAAACUUCAGAGGUGCUAUUAGGAAUUUUUCCUAAGACCUGGACGGUGCCACUAGGUGGUUUCACCUGUUUCUUCUGCUUCUCAUCUCCUCACUCGGCUUUUAAAUCUUCUUUUUGUGAAUGCUCCAUCACAAGCCUUGUUAGUCAAUGAAGUGUACGAGGAAACCCUUAGAGAGCCAAAGACAAAAGGACAAUAAAAAAAGUACAUAAACCUUGA